AAACGCCUUACGGUUCGCAGCUGUUUGGCUUGUUGCUGAAGUCUGGAUGUCAGAGAUUUGUGACUUUGUCACAAAUUUUUUCGAAUAAGUACUUAAACAAAGUAUUUAUUUCAUGUUUAAAACUUAUUAAAUGCAAUUUAUUUUUGCCGUAACAAGCUAUAAGUUACAUCGUACGGUCCAUGUUCGUGACAGACCGCAAUGAGCAAUAUCUACAUCCAAGAACCGCCAACGAGCGGAAAGGUGGUUAUGAGAACUACAUUGGGAGACAUCGAGAUCGAGCUAUGGUCCAAAGAAGCUCCUCUGGCCUGCAGAAACUUUGUUCAGCUGUGCCUCGAAGGAUACUACGACCGGACAAUUUUCCACCGUUUAGUGCCGUCGUUCGUCGUGCAGGGCGGUGAUCCCACGGGAACGGGUUUCGGUGGCGAAUCUAUUUAUCCGGAGCCGUUCAGAGAUGAACUGCACAGUCGUCUGCGUUUUGUACGCCGCGGUCUGCUGGCCAUGGCGAACAGCGGUGAAAAGAAUUCCAAUGGAAGUCAAUUUUUCUUCACGCUAGCUGCCACACCGGAUCUCGAGAAUAAGCACACGAUAUUCGGGAAGGUUGUGGGGGAUACGAUUUAUAAUCUCCUCAAGUUCAACGAUGGCGAAGUCGAUGCCAAUGAGCGACCGGUGUAUCCGCAUAAAAUUAUUCAAACAGAGGUUCUUACUAAUCCAUUCCCAGAUAUUCAGCCCAGGACUUUGAAGCCAAAGCAGGAUGAAAAACAAAUUCCAGUGGCUGCUGCAUCUGGAGCUCGAGCAACGAAAAAUUUUGGGUUGCUUUCGUUUGGAGAUGAAGCAGAAGAAGAGGAAGAAGAAAACACAGCAGUAGCAACCGUGUUCAGUUCGAAGCCUAAAAGUAGCCAUGAUCUCGCGAACGAUCCUCGAUUAAGUUCUCAAAGUGUUCUAGAUGAAGAAGCAGACCCGAAGGGCGGAUAUCAACGCGAAUCACGAGAUAUUGCUGCGGAUUCUGUUCAGAAAAGGAAUGUUGAUUUCAGUUCGACUUCUGUGAUGGAUCAGGCUCCGAUAGAAGUAGGCCAGGUCACUAAAGUUCCCACUUUAGAAGAAGCCAAGCGCCGUGCAGCAGAACUUAUGGAUGAAUUAACCAAACCAAAACCACAAAGCAGAAUGCCAGAAGUGGGUGAAAAACAUUCGGCAAACGGAGACACUGAUGCAACGGUAGCCGAGUAUAAAAAUCAGUUGAAUCAGUACGAGUCGAUAAGGAGAAAGAAAGGCGAGAACAGAGAAGAAGAUAUCCUUAAGAGACUACAAAAUUUUAAAACUAUUCUUAAAACAUCCAUGGCUGAUGAAAGUGAUCUGGCACCACCUCCGGCUGACAUCGAUCUGGAUACAGAAACCGGAACUAGUUGGAUGAAAAAUAAAUUAUCUUUCGAAGAAGAACGCUUGGUAUUAGCAAAGGAUGCAAGUUUGAAAGCCGAUGACUGGUAUGACUUAUAUGAUCCUCGCAAUCCUAUCAAUCGACGGAAACGCGAAGGAAAAAACGAAGAAUCUACUAAGCGAAAGAAAGAUUCCGUUGUUGAUUAGUUAUUGAUAUAUCACGCACAGUUUGACUUCUUUUAUUGGGUUUUAAACUGUUAUCAUGAAACUAUUCCAUUUAGCACGAAACUUUUCAUGCUUUAUGGGAAUGUGAGUAUGUACUGUACUAUGUACUGCUUACUACUACGUAGUGCAUUUGAGAAAGUUGUAUGACCGAUAUCCCCGCACUGGCUUUCAUCAUUAUUGUACGUAUUACAUACUGUUCUUGCAGAGUUUGUACAUGAUACAAAGGGCAUAAACACCGUUUUCAUGUUUAAUAA
Messenger RNA from Paramacrobiotus metropolitanus, 1850 nucleotides. RefSeq names its product spliceosome-associated protein CWC27 homolog. The transcript is spliced from 8 exons. Gene Ontology annotation, cellular component: catalytic step 2 spliceosome. Gene Ontology annotation, biological process: protein folding; protein peptidyl-prolyl isomerization. Gene Ontology annotation, molecular function: peptidyl-prolyl cis-trans isomerase activity. Lineage: Eukaryota; Metazoa; Tardigrada; Eutardigrada; Parachela; Macrobiotidae. The coding region runs from base 199 to 1578 and encodes 459 amino acids. The record is from RefSeq and is a predicted model, not a curated record.